AUGAAGGGAAGUGUCGAUGGAGUACAGGAAAAUAUCAAUGGGCCGAAACAACCGGAUGCCAAACUUGCAUCAAAAACAUUGCAUGUACUCUUUUUGUCCUUAUUAAUCGAUUUAAUCGCCUUUUCCUCCAUUUUGCCUCUAAUGCCAGUCAUUCUGGAACAUUAUCGGGACACUGAUUCGGAUGGGCUUUAUCAUACAAUUCAACGUCAUAUCCAAUAUUUUGCGACAUCGAUCCAUGCACCAGGAACAACGCGCUAUAAUACAGUUUUCUUUGGAGGCGCUCUUGGCUCAAUGUAUUGCUUUCUACAAUUUUUGAUGGGGCCUUUCUUUGGUGCAUGUUCGGAUAGUUAUGGCAGGCGUCCCUUAAUUCUCAUAUCAAUGAUUGGAAUAUCAAUGUCUUAUGCCGUUUGGGCCUUUUCGGGUAGUUUUGUCUUGUUUGUGCUGUCGCGUGCCAUUGGUGGUAUAAGCCGAGCUAAUGUCAGUUUAUGGACUGCAGUUGUCUCCGAUGUUACCGAAGAAAAGAAAAGGAAUAAAGGAAUGGCUUUAAUUGGUAUUGCUUUCUCUGUUGGAUUCGUCCUUGGACCAAUGUUGGGUGCGUUCAUGUCCAAGAGAGAUUUCUUUGAAAGCGGUUUUGUUCAUUUCCAACCUGCUAUAACAGCUUUAACGAUAUCUUUGGUCAAUUUACUGUUUGUAUAUUAUACGUUACCUGAAACUCACCAGCCCGGAAAAAGCGUGAGCACAAGUAAAGAGAUAGUCAAUAAAGCCUUACGUCUUAUAAAUCCUUUACAUUUAUUCUCCUUCCGAACGACUGGUGUUUCUGACAAAGAAUACGACGAGAAGCUUCAAAAAUUGAGCUUGGUCUAUUUUUUGUAUUUGCUACUGUUCUCUGGUGUGGAAUUUACCUUGAGUUUCCUUACUCGUGAAAGAUAUCAGUAUACUAGUAUGCAACAAGGCUUAAUGUACUUCUAUAUUGGUUCGAUCAUGAUAGUGAUACAAGGUGGAUAUUUUCGAAGACUGCCUGCAGGAAGCGAAAUCAAAUGCGCUCUGCAAGGCCUGACUGCAGUUGCCAUUUCUACCUUGAUGAUGGCUAUGUUUACUGACCAACACACUUAUUAUGCAGCUCUGGGACUUUAUUCAUUUGGUUCUGCAACGGUUGUCCCUUCGUUAACUUCUGUGGUCUCCCAUUAUGGAAGUGCCGAACAUAAAGGAAAAUUGAUCGGCAUAUUUCGCUCUAUUGGAGCAUUAGCACGUAGUUUUGGACCUUUUCUGGCAUGUUCAGCUUUCUGGACCCAUGGCACCUUGUGUUAUUACAUGUCUGCAGUACUACUAAUAAUUCCACUAGUUAUCUUAAUGAGAGUUAGACAUACCGGUACUGGUCUUAAAAAUGUCAAGAAGGAAUAA
Messenger RNA from Trichoplax adhaerens, 1401 nucleotides. RefSeq lists its product as uncharacterized. The record is from RefSeq and is a predicted model, not a curated record. The transcript has 13 exons. Gene Ontology annotation, cellular component: brush border membrane. Gene Ontology annotation, biological process: transmembrane transport. Gene Ontology annotation, molecular function: transmembrane transporter activity. Bases 1 to 1401 code for a protein of 466 amino acids. NCBI's taxonomy places the organism in Eukaryota, Metazoa, Placozoa, Uniplacotomia, Trichoplacea, Trichoplacidae.